This is a messenger RNA of Eleginops maclovinus (Patagonian blennie), 1965 nucleotides long. RefSeq names its product transmembrane protein 237a (gene tmem237a). Gene Ontology annotation, cellular component: ciliary transition zone. The record is from RefSeq and is a predicted model, not a curated record. The coding region runs from base 744 to 1847 and encodes 367 amino acids. The transcript is spliced from 11 exons. Gene Ontology annotation, biological process: cilium assembly. NCBI's taxonomy places the organism in Eukaryota, Metazoa, Chordata, Actinopteri, Perciformes, Eleginopidae.
CACACACACACACACACACACACACACACACACAUACACACACACAUCGUCGUUGGCCACCAGGAGCACCUCAGGGUUCAGUAUCUGUGCCAAGGAUACAUCCACAUGUUGACUGCAGGGCUGGGAUCGAACCAGCAAAGAUGAACGCACUCCCUCGCAGCCACAGUCGCCCGUGAAAGAACCGUUGUGCCUCACAAAGAAAAGCUGUUGCUCUAUAAGCUCCUGUUUUUGAAGUUACUUAAACUCAGAAAUCCUGUUUGUGGAUCAUCUGUUUCUAUAUGUUUACUGAUGUGAGAUGCAGUUUGGAUUAUGUUUCAGGAAUAUUUGAAAGCAAGUUGGUUUUGGGGUGAUGAUGGGGCACAGGUGAACUAAUUAGGGAUGUUUACAGGAAGUGGUGACACUGAAAUGAGAGGACCUAAAAACCUGGGUUAUGGUCCAACAGUCAGUUUAUCUCAGGAAGGUUCCUAACAGAGCGAGAUGACCCUGAAGAACCUCAAUGGCAACCAUGAUGAGAGUUGUUCUCAUUCUCUAGAUGAUAAGAGAGGAGCUUUCCUCAGUCCUUUUGAAUUCUCCUAUCCACUAUUCCUUUACCUUUUGACUUAGAGGUCAAGGAACAGUGGAUAAGAAUAGACGACAGGAGCUGAUUUUUGCACAAUUUGACCGUACCCCAUGGCUUUGCUAAGAUGCUAGCUUCAGGGGUCGGCUACAUAAACAUCCAUUACUUUAAAUACUAAAGAGAAAGCAUGCCGACGGUGAAGAGCAAGAAGAAGAAGUCGAAGAAAGAGGCGACAGACGGAGAGGAGGGAGGAGGCGGUGUGGAGGGGGAGGUGGAGGAGGUGACCAGCAGGAGGCGCUCUGACAGCAGAGACCCUCUGACCCCCGAGCCCCUGGAUCCCGCGCCGCAGAAGAAGAAGAAGAAGAAGAGGGCGCCGACCAUAGAUCUGGAGGCGGAGCAUCCUGACGUCCCAAACGGAGACAUGGAGCUGGAGUGGGAGGAAACUGCUCCUGUUACCCGGAAAACCAAGAGGAAGAAGAAGGCGAAAGCGACAGAGCAAUACUGCAACGAUCUGGACGCCGAAGAUGAUGACAUUAUCGCGGACGCUCCGUCCCCGAUCCCCCAGCACUCCCUGUUCUCUGCCCCCCACGGACACAGCCAGCCGGUGGGGAAAGUCUUUGUGGAGAGGAACCGGCGUUUCCAGGCAGAGCGUGUCGAGCAGCUCCGACACUCAGAGGAUGAUUACAUGGACCCUCGUCAGAUCUGGACCACCCGAGACAUUGCCUUGAGGGUCCACAGCAGUUUCAGGGUUCUGGGUCUGUUCUCUCAUGGGUUCCUGGCGGGGUACGCGGUGUGGAACAUCAUUGUGGUGUACGUUCUGGCGGGGGAACAGAUGACCACCCUGCAGAACCUCCUGCAGCAGUAUCACUUGUUGGCUUACCCGGCACAGAGCCUGCUGUACCUGCUGCUGGCCGUGAGCACCGUGUCCGCAUUCGACAGGGUGAACCUGGCUAAAGCCUCCAUGGCUCUCAGAGGGUUCCUCACUCUGGACCCUGCGGCUCUCGCCUCCUUCUUAUAUUUCAUCGCCCUGAUCCUGUCCCUCAGUCAGCAGAUGACCAGUGACCGCAUCAACCUUUAUCCCACCGCCAACGAGACGCUGUGGCCUCCAGGCUCGGAGCAGCAGAUCCUUCGGCCCUGGAUGGUGGUGAACCUGGUGGUGGCCAUGUUGGUAGGCUUAGCCUGGGCAGUGGUCUCCACCCGGCCCGACAUCGACUACACAGAGGAGUUUUUGAUGACGAUGGAGGUGGAGGGAUACCCGAGAGGAGAGGACAACCUCGACAUACCUGCCUGAACACCUAUCCGUCUCAACUUCAGUUCUCUUGUUUAUUUAUUGAAUUAUUUUUUAUACAGAUUGUUAUUUAGCUCGGUUUUCCUGAGUGUGAUUUCGUAAAUAAAGAAUUACACCAUAU